AUGAUUGAGGCGGGAUACCCCAUUCAGGAUGGUGCACUGUACGCUGAUGGGUUCCCGGUGCCAGACUGGACGCUGGGAGAUCAUAUUACGACAAUGGACACUCUGGGGGUGAACUACUCGACCAUCAGUAUUAGUGCCCCUGGAGUUUUCUUCAUUCAGGACCCGUCCAAGGCGCAUGCGCUGGCGCGUAGGAUUAAUCGGGAGAUGCACAAUUACACCGUGCAGUAUCCUCAUCGUCUCGGCGCCUUGUGCCUGUUGCCAUUGCCUCAUGUCAGAGAGGCCUUGAUUGAACUCGAACACUGUCUCGAUACUCUCAAAUUUGUCGGUAUUGCUACUUUCACCAAUUCCAAUGGCACGUACCUCGGCGACGCCUCUCUAGAUCCAAUCUUCGAGGCGCUGAACGCCCGCAAAGCGCCCGUCUUCAUCCACCCGGCUGCACCGGGUUGCAACAGCGUUUUCAUGGGCUACCCCAUCCCCAUGACCGAGUAUCCAUUCGAUACGGUGCGUGCCGUCGAGAAUCUGCUGCUUACCGGUCAGCGCGCCAGCUACCCGAACAUCAGCAUGAUCUUCGCGCACGGAGGAGGCGCAAUUCCAUACCUGGCCACUCGCAUUGCGGGGAUGUCUUCAAUGCCAUUCUUGGGCGGCUGGAAUGUCACGGAAUCGGUGAAGCAGUUGGCAGGUUAUUAUUUUGACACGGCAUCUGCGACAUCAGCAAUUCAGUUAGCUGCUCUGAGGGGCUUCAUUGGCGUUGGGAAAAUUUUGACGGGAACUGACUACCCUUAUGUUCCUACUACGCAGGCUCAGCCUGCUGUCAAAUCGAUGCAGGUCAACGGGGAAUUCAAUUCAUCCGAAAUGGCGCGGAUUAAUCAUCGGAAUGCGCUGUCGAUAUUUCCAAGGGUUGCGGAGGUCCUGCGCAUGGAAUGA
Aspergillus melleus is the source of this 924-nucleotide messenger RNA. Its product is annotated as amidohydrolase family protein. Gene Ontology annotation, cellular component: cytoplasm. NCBI's taxonomy places the organism in Eukaryota, Fungi, Ascomycota, Eurotiomycetes, Eurotiales, Aspergillaceae. Gene Ontology annotation, biological process: secondary metabolic process. Bases 1 to 924 code for a protein of 307 amino acids. The record is from RefSeq and is a predicted model, not a curated record. The transcript is spliced from 3 exons. Gene Ontology annotation, molecular function: hydrolase activity; carboxy-lyase activity.